This is a messenger RNA of Recurvomyces mirabilis, 1824 nucleotides long. RefSeq lists its product as uncharacterized. The record is from RefSeq and is a predicted model, not a curated record. Lineage: Eukaryota; Fungi; Ascomycota; Dothideomycetes; Mycosphaerellales; Teratosphaeriaceae. Gene Ontology annotation, molecular function: fluconazole transmembrane transporter activity. Gene Ontology annotation, biological process: xenobiotic detoxification by transmembrane export across the plasma membrane. The transcript is spliced from 6 exons. Bases 1 to 1824 code for a protein of 607 amino acids. Gene Ontology annotation, cellular component: plasma membrane.
AUGGAGCUCUUCCGAGAAUCGGCCGUUGGUCAAGUCGUCCGGUUAAUAACGAACGGCAAAUGGUUGCAGUAUCCAGAAGAGAAGGACAGCUUCACAUGGGCGCCGCUAGAGCCCCUGCUAUCAGGGGACGAUGAGAAACAUCAUCCGAACGCGCCAGACGUAACACAGACAACAGCAGAAGAUGUUGAAGACGAUGGGAAGGUAGCGAAGGAAGAGGGUGUCACACCGUCGCGAGCUUCUACAAUCUCUGCGCCAUCUCAAGACGAUCUGCGCGACGAGACCACGAUAGAGCCAAGAGUGAGCCGAACAGCAUCCCGACCGUAUACACCUUCGCGAGGCGACCUCGAGCGGGCCCUCAGUCAUACAUCACGAGCCGAUCGACCGUCUUCAGUGCUAGCGCCAACGAAGACCACCGAUGGCAUUAUCCUGGUCAGCUGGUACUCGACUACCGAUCCAGCCAAUCCCCAAAACUGGACCUAUGCCAAAAAGAGUUUCGCUCUCCUGCAGUUAUGUCUAUACUCGUUCGCUGCGUAUGGGGCGUCUAGCAUGUAUGCAAGUGCGGAAGGAGGGGUGAUGGAAGAGUUUCACGUCGGUGCUACACCUGCUGCGCUUGGCCUGGCCAUAUACGUGGUCGGCUACGGCAUAGGGCCGUUGCUGUUCGCCCCGUUGAGUGAAAUCGCGGCGGUGGGCAGGAACUGGGUUUAUGCCCCUACUUUCUUCCUGUUUGUCAUCUUGUCGAUACCGACAGCUUUAGUUGGCAACUAUGCUGGCUUGCUCGUUCUUCGUUUCCUGACCGGCUUUUUCUCAAGCCCUUGUCUGGCCAAUGGCGGCGCUUCGAUAGGUGACAUGUACUCCUUCCUCGAGCUUCCCAUUUAUCUUUCCGGCUGGACUGUAGCAAGUUUUUGGGGUCCAGCGAUCGGUCCAAUCGUUGCUGGAUUUGCUGUCCAAGCCAAGGGAUGGCGUUGGGGCCUUUGGGAGAUCUUGUGGCUAUCAGCACCUAUACUCGUGGUCUUCCUGUUAUUCUAUCCUGAGACAUCGCCAGACACGAUACUUUGGCGACGAGCUCAGCGAUUGCGAAAGCUUACACGGCGUGCCGAUAUCAUGUCGCAAAGCGAGAUCGAUCAGAAGUCCUGGACUCUCUCAGAGGUCGUGAAGGAUGCUUUGAUCAAGCCAAUGGAGAUCUUUGUCAAGGAUCCAGCUGUCACCUUCACCAAUGUCUACACUGCACUCACGUAUGGCAUAUACUACAGCUUCUUCGAAGUAUUCCCUCUGGUAUAUGGAGACAUCUAUCACUUCAACCUAGGCGUCACUGGUCUCUGCUUUGUCACCAUCGGCGUCGCUUGCGUACUUGGCGUCACGACAUUCCUCACCUACCAGAUCUUAUAUCUCAUCCCGGACAUCAAGAAGAACGGCAUGCGACCUCCAGAACAUCGCCUCGUGCCAGCACUCUUCGGUGUGGUCAUGCUACCUAUCGGCUACUUUUUGUUCGGGUGGACCGCACGAGCAGACGUGCACUGGAUUGUCUCGUUAAUUGGAUGCUGCAUUCUGGUUUACGGCAACUUUCUGAUCUUCCAAUGCGUGUUCAUCUACUUACCAUUGUCGUACCCGAAGUAUGCCGCAAGCCUUUUCGCUGCGAACGACUUCCUCCGAGCACUUUUCGCUGCGGCUUGCGUUCUUUUCGCUAGGCCAAUGUUCUUGAAUCUGGGGAUCGGUGGCGGUGUGAGCGUGCUGGCAGGCCUUUCGUGCCUAGGAGUGGUCGGCAUGUUUUGUCUUUGGAAAUAUGGCGCAUGGUUAAGAAGCAGGAGUACAUUUGCCGCGAAAUGA